GCCGACGCCAGUUUCGGCCUCUUGGACGGCGGCAGCAGCUUGCCACCCCACUGAGGCAUUGUCCGCCGCGGGGGGGGGGGGUCAGCUGGCGGCGGCGGCUGCGUCCCUCGCUUCGCCGGCAGCAGCGUCAGCCAAUCAGCGCCGUCCGCCGCCUGGACGCGAAUGACGGAUAAACGGCGGAGGGGCAGAGAGCGGCGCGUUGGGGGCGUGGUCAGUUCCCUGCUGCCACUGGGUGGAUUUGAAUGUGGCGGGAAAGGGCGGCAUCUUGGGGUCGAGUAGCUACGGUGUUCCUCCUGAGUUCGAGACCCACCCAGGGAAGCCAAGAGAUUUCCACACCGCGUGUCGACAAUCUGCAUGUCAGAAUGUCUGACAUUCCAAUGGUCUACGAGACCCAGUUCUUUGGCUUCACCCCUCAAACGUGCAUGCUGCGGAUCUAUAUUGCCUUCCAGGACCACCUUUUCCACAUGAUGCUGGUAGUGGAAGAGGUGAUUCUGAAGAAACUGGAGAACAUGAGCCACCUUAAGGUCACCCCUUCCCUAAUCCGGAUGGGCACCGAGAAGUUCCUUUCCGUCAUGAAGGAGCAUUUCAACCUGUUCUUUGGCAAAAUGGAACAGAUGCUUCUCCAGAUUGUGCUGAGCAUCCCAAAGAACGUCUUGCAUCUGGAAGACAAGGUCCAAGAGAAAUUCAACCAUAGUGCAGCACAGUUUCAGGAUCUGCAGAAAGAGAUUGGUGCGUUAGAACAACAAGUGAAGGCGGAAACAGCUGCAGAGCAGGCUCUUCGAGCCGAACUGGAAGAACAAAAAGCCGUCCAGGUGCACCUUGAAAAGACACUGCAGUGGUUCGACAGCUUGGACAGCGUAUGCAGAGCGCACGGGACCAGCAACCUCAAAGAAAGCCUGGCCUUCCUGAAGAAAACCUCCCACAAACUGCAGGACAUCGUGCGAGAAGUCGACAAACACACCACAUCACAGAAGCAAUAUGUGGGUCAAAAGGAAGAGGUUGGAGAACAAAGCAGGACCCUCCCCCAUUUGGACCAAUAAUGUUCUUUGAAGAAGCAUUUGAAGUGUGCGUCUUCCCUUAAUAGUCAGUUUUGAAAGACAGUUGGGCAAUCUCUGGACAAUAAGUAGUGGAUGUGUUAAUCCCCGGACUAAGUCUCGGUCCAGGGAGUCUCUUAACUACCAACACUAGACCACAACUAGUCCACUAGUCCCUGGAUUAUUAAGUCCCUGGACCAAGAAGUAGACCUUGUUAUUGAAAUGUGCUUUAAAAAGGAAAAAUAGGCUUUUAUCUGCCACCUAGAUUCUGCCUUAAAUCCAGACUCCCCGCAUCCAUAUUGCCAUUUCUGCUAGCAAAGAUAUUGGGGCUCUGUUCCACACACAUAAUGUAAGAGCAAAGCAGUAAAUAAAAAUGCAAUUAGCCUGA
Messenger RNA from Hemicordylus capensis (graceful crag lizard), 1422 nucleotides. It is a transcript of the gene MIS12, whose product is annotated as MIS12 kinetochore complex component. Lineage: Eukaryota; Metazoa; Chordata; Lepidosauria; Squamata; Cordylidae. The transcript has 3 exons. The record is from RefSeq and is a predicted model, not a curated record. Gene Ontology annotation, cellular component: chromosome, centromeric region; nucleus. The coding region runs from base 243 to 1040 and encodes 265 amino acids. Gene Ontology annotation, biological process: protein localization to kinetochore; mitotic cell cycle; mitotic sister chromatid segregation.